AUAUCUAUCCUCGUGAAAAACCUUCUUAUGCAACUAUCGUGUCCAAACUGAUUCUACAUCUUUAUAAAACAAACAGACAAUUUUGUUGAGAAAAUCGACGAAAACUGCUGUAUUUUUUAUUACGAAAUUUGGUUGAUAAUUUUCUUCCAUAUAAAUGAUCGACAACACAAUUCUAAGCCUUCCAAUCUUGACUGAAAUAGAUAUACAGUAACAGUGAAUUUGACGGAAAAAAGGACGAAACAGCGAGUUCCAUCAGCAAAUCCCGUCUCCUCAGACAAACAAUGGUAGUCAUUAGCUCGUAUAUAUUCUUUUACAAAUGUUGAAAAUCCCAGCUCAACUCUUUUCCUCUCUCUCGCCACAUCCGAACAUUUCCGUCGCAAAUUCACCACCAUUGCUGUCAUGGCCCCGCACUGGCAGGAAAGCCGUCAUCUGUCAGAACGUGCCUGCUAUUUCAGAGGUUCGUCCUCCUCUAAUAUUCAGAAUUGCGGACGCAAUAUUAAACGGGUCUUCAACGUCUUCUUCAGGUAGUGGUGGUGUAAGAAUUCAGCAGGACUCGAGUCCUGUCGGGGUGGGAGCAGAUGGAAAACGUGGAACCAGGAUUAAUGCCAAGGAUAAGCGCAUAGGGACUGGGGACAGCUCGCUGAGUAAAGACGAUGCUCUUCCUUUGCCGAUAUUGUACCCGGGUUCCACUCCAGUGCCCAAAGAAAUUAUCGACAAAAGAUUGCAGUGCAAUCCCGAGAAGGAGUACUGCAAGGAAGUUGUUUAUGAGUGGACAGGGAAGUGUCGGAGUUGUCAAGGAAGUGGAUAUGCUAGUUAUUACACGAAAAAAGGCCGUGAAGUUGUUAGCAAGUGUAUCCCUUGUCUUGGAAUAGGGUAUGUCCAGAAAAUAACAAGGCGAAGUGAUAUUGAUGUCAUGGAGGACCUGGAUAAUGGAAAACCUCCAUGAGUAGGAAAUCAUUCUGAGCAAAAAAGUUGAGGAAGGAAAUUUUAUUUAAGCAAAAGAUAUUGGAAAAGGAUAUCUAUACUCGUUCAUUUAAAAUAAAUUCAAGUUUCUAGGUUCAAUUGUAUCUUCAAGGAAAAAAGAUGUGACGAUUAAUUAUUUGUCUUGCAUUGCAUGGCAUGGCAUUGCUCCAUAUCUUUGCUAAUUUUAAUAUGACCCUCUGUCUUCAAGAGAAAAUUUGUUGUGUUAUAGAUGUUGAGGCAAUCGACUUCAUCUGACUUCAGGAAUGGUCAAUAUAUUGGUUUCAUCCUUUUUGGCAAAACCUUGUCAGAAUGUGAGGGCACUUCUGCCUUCUUCACAUUUAUAUUUUUUUAAACAUCAUCUUCAAUAAUAUCACAUCACAGCUCGGAAAUAA
This is a messenger RNA of Cryptomeria japonica (Japanese cedar), 1355 nucleotides long. RefSeq names its product protein disulfide-isomerase SCO2. The record is from RefSeq and is a predicted model, not a curated record. Lineage: Eukaryota; Viridiplantae; Streptophyta; Pinopsida; Cupressales; Cupressaceae. The transcript is spliced from 3 exons. The coding region runs from base 317 to 946 and encodes 209 amino acids.